AUGCGGUGUGGCGAGGAGGUGGAGUUGCGAAGUGCAGCAAAGCACGAUAAUAAACGACGCCACCACACCCCGCACACCGGGGGCGAGCGAGAGCACAGAAUAGGUACUAUUACUCCUAAAGAGCCAAUAGAGAGCGGCGGCCGGCCGGCAGGCGUGCGCGGCGCAGCGCGUCAAUCAGUACUUGCGGAUGAAAUUGAAAUGAUUGAAAAAAUGGCUAACGAAAAUCAGAAAAAUUGUAUUAUCACAGGGAUCACCCACUCUUUUUGUCUUUUAUGUGACGAAUGCCUAAAAGAAAAUGAAACAAUUCGAUUACAUAUCGAAUGUAAUUCUCACAAAAGGAAUUUGGAAUUAAAUAUACCCUUAGAAAAAUAUAAAGAUGACGGUAUCCGUCAGGAGUACAUUGGAAGAGGCGAUUGUGGAAACGCGCAGUACGCCUCUCGAAAAUCGACCGUGACUUCCCCGCAUAGCCCUAAGCAAGCGGAAUCGGGCUGUCAUGAGGGCUCUGAACCCAAUGCGAACUCUGAACUUUGCGAGACGGACUCAAUUCUUUUUGGCGCCGCGCUGGCAGUGUGCUGUAUCAUAGGCGCCAAGGUUUCCACGGCUGGACGCGCUACUGGCCAAAGUAGCGCUAUCCCAGCAUGGAGAAGAAGAAUUGAGGAACGUAUCGCAAUGGCUAGAGCUCUCAUCGGCAGACUGAUAUGCUUCAGAUCAGGCAAUAACAGGCCAAAAAUUGUGCGCACCGUCAGGACGGCGUUUGCUGGGACAAAUGUCAGUUUGUCCCAGCCGGAUAUAACGCAAAAACUGACGGUGCGCAUAGAUGAUCUGAAGCAGAGAAUCGCUGCUUUUGGAAAGCGGAUUCGGCGAUAUACCGAGAGGUCGACACGGUUCAACCAGAAUCGUCUCUUCCAGAGUGAUCAGAAGAGGCUCUGUGAAUCAUUGGAGCGACCAAUGGUAAGUGGUACGGGCCCAGCACCGAAUCAGGCCGACACUGUAGCAUUCUGGCGCGGCCUGUGGUCAGAGCUCGUAAACCACAGAGAGGGCCCUUGGACGGAAGUUGUGGCGAGUCAGUGUGCGAGUAUAACGUCCAUGGACCCCGUCAUUAUAACACCGGAUGACGUAGCUGAGGCGGUCCGUAGGGCCCCGAACUGGAAAAGUCCGGGACUCGACGGGCUGCAUCACUACUGGCUGAAGGGGUUCGUGGUAAAGAAAGGAUUUCAUUGUGAAUCUUGUGACAUUUUGUUCGCAACAAAACAGGCUAUAAAACGGCAUGUAAAUGAAAUGACUCAUAUAAACAAUAAAGGACUGCUGUUGCUAAAGAAAGUUGAAAAUGGCGUGGUUGCAUUCAAUAAUAUAUUUAUAGAAGAUAAAGCUUGGCAUGGUCUAAUUGACAACACUUGCAUCAUUUGCAACGUUGAUGUUCCAGAUGAAAACAGUCACAAAAAUAAUUCUUCACAUAUUUUCAAUUUAAUUCUAAACAAACCGGAGUUUAAUGAAAACAAUAACAUUUUUCGUAAGGUGGACGGUGAAUGUUAUAACUGCCUGGUAUGUAAUUCAAUAUCCAGUAUGGACACUAUUUCAAUGCAUUUCAAAAAUGAAUACCAUCUCGAAAAAUAUAUGAAAUGCAAGGAAUUAUACAUUCAAUUGAACACCAGUAAUCAAAAAAGACUGGUGACUGAAAAUGAUGCCACUGAUAAUGAAAAAAAUGCUCCAAACACUAUACAAGAUAAAUUAUUAAAGCAUAAAAUUGAGCUCGAUGCAAAAAAGAGUGAUAAAAGCACGCUUAAAAAAGAUGAAAGUAAGAAUAAAGUGAUCACUAAAACACCAAAAAAUAAAAAGGAAACAGAUCCCAUUAAAAUAUACGAUGAAUCAAAAAAAGACAAUGCAAAAGCCUCAUCGUCAGAGAACAUUGGAGAAAAUCAUAAAAAUAUAUCUAGCAAAUUGGAGGGUAAAAUUAUUGAGCAAGAAUUAAGUCACUCUAAAGUUCACGAAUCUCAUGAAGCAAUAGAAAUUGCAUAUAAAUUUGCAAAAGAAAACGGAUUGAAAAUUAGUUUUAGAAAAAGAUAUGCUUAUUGUAAUGCUUGUGAUAUAAGAAUUUCAUCAUCCCUAAAACAUAUGGAGGAUCAUAUUUCAAAUGCAUUGCACAAAGAAAAUAUUUCAAAAUCCCCAAUGGAGAAAUUUAUGAAAACUUAUACUCUAAUUGAAACUGUUCUUGGUGAAAAAUUUGUAAUAUUAAAUAAAAUAUUCUGCAUAGCCUUAUCAAGUUUUCACAUUAUUACUCACAACGAAAAUACAGUUCGAUGCCAACUGUGUGAGAGAAACAUUGUGCAUUCAUUAGAAUUACACUCAAAAACUCAACAUCACAAAACAUUAUUAAACAAAGCUGAAGUAAUUGUUGUUUGGGAAAACGAAUUUAUAAGAAAGGUGAAAUUUUUAUUAUAG
This is a messenger RNA of Parnassius apollo (apollo), 2439 nucleotides long. Lineage: Eukaryota; Metazoa; Arthropoda; Insecta; Lepidoptera; Papilionidae. The record is from the annotation of a GenBank genome assembly.